GGCGGGGCGGGGCGGCGCGACGGAAAGAGGUACGGCGGGAGGCGAGCGGGCUCUGGGGGGAGUGAUGGGUUUGUGCUGCGGCCGCCUUCCUCUUGUUGGCGGGAGAGGGCUCUGCCUGCCCUCAGCGGGAGUGGGGCAGGGGAUGGGAUGGGAGCAGCCUGCGCGGGGACAGCUGGCGACUGGGCACGGCCUGCUGAGGCCAUGAAGGGUGGUGGAUCAGAGGGCAGCUGUGAGCCCGGCCCCUGACCUCGUUCUUAGGGCUGAUGUCGUAGCGCGGCCUCCUUUAGCCCUGUAGUUUCUGAGAGAACUGCGGCUGUGCGGGGGAUUAAGUCACUGCUUCUAGUAUUAAAGGCUUGACACGAAGCAAGGGCUGGGACCAUGGCUGUUGACUGGAUUGGGUUUGCAUAUGCAGCUCUGUUGGCUGUUGGAGGUGUUAUAGGAUACACUCGUAAAGGUAGUAAAAUUUCUUUAGCUGCUGGUCUUACCUUUGGUUCCGUGGCUGGCUAUGGAGCUUACUGUGUAACACGUGAUCCAAGGAAUGUGAAGAUCUCAUUGUUUUCAGCUUUUCUUUUGACCGUUAUAAUGGGAAUGAGGUUCAAGAGGUCCAAGAAACUGAUGCCAGCCGGACUUGUAGCAUGCCUGAGCCUUCUGAUGAUUUUGAGGCUUGUUUUUAUGCUUCUAUAGGAGAAUGUAGCAACUUGAGAACUGAAGUAUGACAGCCAUGCCUACCUCACAAACAGGCAGGCUCUCCAUACUUGAAAAACAAAUUAGAACACAUCUUACUUUGCUUUUAUCUUUUCUGUAAAAGAUCAAUACCUGUACCCUAAUUACUGGCACUUGCCAGCUGGCAUUUUGCAAGCUAUUUGUAAAAGCUAAAACAGUUUUGUUAAUGAUACAUUUUGAUCUGCUUAAGCAAUCUGUUAACUCGAGGGACCUUUACCUCUAGGUUUGAUAGCUUUCAAAGGUGCUGAGCACACCAGGAAACUGCAUUAGCAUUGCACUGUAUCCCAGAGAUGUAUUGUUUUGAAGCAUAAUUUUGUAGCUUCUGUAAUUAAGUAAUCAAUUCUAACCAUAUUGUUACUCACUAAUGAAUAAAGGCAUGUGCCCGUACUGUCUUAUACAAAAACCCAUCUUCCUUUUGAAUACAUUUAUCUUCUUCCACUGUUUCUAAAUAUAAAACUGACUAUCAGUAUUGAAAUAAAACUUAAAAUGUUUGAAGCUUC
This is a messenger RNA of Gallus gallus (chicken), 1223 nucleotides long. RefSeq names its product transmembrane protein 14A (gene TMEM14A). The transcript has 5 exons. Gene Ontology annotation, biological process: regulation of heme biosynthetic process. Bases 379 to 684 code for a protein of 101 amino acids. NCBI's taxonomy places the organism in Eukaryota, Metazoa, Chordata, Aves, Galliformes, Phasianidae. Gene Ontology annotation, cellular component: mitochondrial membrane. The record is from RefSeq and is a predicted model, not a curated record.